Gadus morhua (Atlantic cod) is the source of this 2142-nucleotide messenger RNA. It is a transcript of the gene get4, whose product is annotated as guided entry of tail-anchored proteins factor 4. Gene Ontology annotation, cellular component: BAT3 complex; cytosol. Gene Ontology annotation, biological process: protein insertion into ER membrane. The record is from RefSeq and is a predicted model, not a curated record. The coding region runs from base 56 to 1024 and encodes 322 amino acids. The transcript has 9 exons. NCBI's taxonomy places the organism in Eukaryota, Metazoa, Chordata, Actinopteri, Gadiformes, Gadidae. Gene Ontology annotation, molecular function: protein binding.
UUUGCGUUAAACCGACACUAGGUCGGGCAGUGCUGCUGCUGCCGAGCAAACAAAGAUGUCGGAGCAGGAGGGUCUGAGGUGCAGCAGUGCCAGAAACCGCGGUGGCGUGCAGAGGGUUGAAGGAAAAUUACGAGCCAGCGUGGAAAAGGGGGAUUACUAUGAAGCACACCAGAUGUAUAGGACCUUAUUUUUUAGGUAUAUGUCACAAGCCAAACACCCAGAGGCCAGAGAGCUGAUGUUCCAUGGCGCACUACUUUUCUUCAGCUAUAACCAGCAAAACAGUGCAGCUGACCUCUCUAUGCUAGUACUAGAAUCUUUGGAGAAAUCUGAGGCAAAAGUUGAAGAUGAAGUACUAGAGCAACUGGCAAAGAUAUUCAGCAUGAUGGACCACAACUCCCCAGAGAGAGUAGCGUUUGUAUCCAGGGCCCUCAAGUGGUCCACGGGAGGCUCCAGCAAGCUGGGCAACCCCAAGCUCCACCAGCUACUGGCUGUUACCUUGUGGAAAGAGCAAAACUACAGCGAGUCCCGCUACCACUUCUUACAUUCGUCUGAUGGCGAGGGGUGCGCCCAGAUGCUGGUGGAGUACUCUGCCUCCCGGGGGUUCCGCAGCGAGGUCGACAUGUUUGUGGCGCAGGCCGUCCUACAGUUCCUCUGUCUGAAGAACAAGAACAGUGCUUCCGUGGUGUUCAGCACGUACACAGAGAAGCAUCCGUCCAUAGAGAAGGGACCCCCGUUCGUUCAGCCCCUGCUCAACUUCAUAUGGUUUCUGCUGCUUGCAGUGGACGGGGGUAAACUGACAGUUUUCACAGUAUUGUGUGAGCAGUAUCAACCUUCGCUGAAGAGGGACCCCAUGUACAAUGAGUAUCUCGACAGAAUAGGUCAGGUCUUCUUCGGAGUGCCACCGAAACAGUCCUCAUCAUAUGGUGGACUUCUAGGAAACCUCCUGAACAGCCUGAUGGGCUCGGGGGAGGAAGAGGAGGGUGAGGAGGUCCAGGAGGACGGCAGCCCCAUAGAGCUGGACUGAGAGCCGAGGGGAAGAGAGAAGAGCAUAAGUUAAAGAAAAAUGAAUUGAAAGAAGAACAGACAAGCGGAUCACCCACCCCUCCCCUCCCCCCCCCCCCCCCCCACACACACCUUUCUUUUUCACGUGGGGUUGAGGUGUCCUGGUGGAGGCCUGAUGUCUCCACUUUCCCCAAGGCCCACUCCGAUCCAGACACCCCAGCAUCCAUCUUUUCUUCCUCUCCACCGUCCCUCCUCCUCGUCUUGAUGUCAGAACCAGCAUCGGGCUGCUUACCCCCCCCACCCCUCCCCUCUGCACCACCGGGACCCGACGACGCCAAAACGACAAACUCUGAAAACCUCACCUCCCUAAUUCUAAAAUAAAUUAUGUUUCUUUCUUUCUUUGUUUAUAACGUUUUUUUUUCGUUUUUUUUCGUCUUCGGACUUUGUUUUUUCGUUUUGUAGGGUUUUUAAAAGGACUCGGACUGCAACGACGUUGCCGAAGAACUUGAGUCUCUUCUCUGCGUUUCCGAUCUUUCUUUGAUUUGUAAGCGAUUCCGGUCUUUUUUUUUUUCUCCCUUCUCCCCCCUUCCCUGUUCUUCUCUGUGGUUCAGUGUCUUCAAGUUUGAUUGGUGGAAAUGGAUGGCUGUAAUUGCUCAGCAAUCGUGUGACACAGGCCUACAUAUUUAACUUCCCAACCAUUUUAAUAAGUUCAAAGGUCACUUGACUUCCAGACAGUACAAAGCAUCAUCGCACGUUGACAACCUUUUAACCAGUUUAGAAAGGAAUCGUGGAACCGUCAUGGAAGUCCUAGUGCUUCUGCCUGCCUACAUGUCGACGUUGUAGUGGAUUUUUUUUUUUUGGGGCGGGGGGGAUGGCGAUGUUUAUCUCACAAAUGUUAACAAAGAACCAUUCAUCUUUUUGUUUAUUUUUACGAUGUGUGUUGUGCUGCACUGUAUUCAUUUUGGUUCUACACAGAAACUCAAGGACUGUUCAAAAGUCUGUCGCUGACCCCAAGUCUUUCAACCGAUUCAUUUUUGUCUUUUUAUUUUAAUUAUGUCAAAGUACUGGCACUACCAACUGUAAAUUCCCAAGACUUUGGCCGAUUGUUGGAUGGUUAAAAUAAAACACAGGAAAAAUGAA